CAAUUCCCUGCGUUUGAAGGUGUUGGUAGCUCAUUUCUUGCUUCUUAUAGGUCGUUAAUGGCGUUUACUUCUUCUCUACCCUCAAAAGAGGGAAGAAAAUUCCUUAGAUCCUUUUGCAAAAAUCCGCCAUUGUUAGCGCUACAACAGUCAAAUCCCACCGCUUGUUUCCCAAUCCCCAAAACCAGGUUCCGCUUACCGCCAGUUUCCUCUUAAUCUUAGGGGCGGCCACCCAACCCCUCUCCAAGCAGAUUUCUCUCCCUUUCUUCGCUUUUCUCUUUAUUUUAUCCACUUUUUUAUUCUCCCCCAGAAUGAACAGUCAUUCUAGCGAAGCAAUUCCCCUGUUCUUCAUGGCCCCUGGUUUUCCCCUUUUUAAUCCUCUGUUCUUGUUUCUAUAUAUUAUUAAUAUCUUAUCCCACUUCCUCUUACUGUUCUUGCAUUCUCAUUUUCUUCCUUUUCUUACCCGGAUUUUCUGUUUUUGUACUUGUUCGUCUCUGGUUUCUUUGUUUUGGACGAACCCAUUUUCGUUUUUUGAUUCUUCUGCCUUAUACACGACAACCCAGAUCGCGUUUCUGCAUCGUUCGACGUUUUUUGUAUCUGGGUUUCUGAUUUGGGAUUGAAUCGUUCUGUUUCUGUACUUGUUCGUCUCUGGUUUCUUGUUUUGGACGAACCCCAUUUUCGUUUCUCUUAAUUUUUUGAUUCUUCUGCCUUAUACACGACGCCCCAGAUCGUGUUUCUGCAUCUUUCGGCGUUUUUCGUGUCUGGGUUUCUGAUUUGUUCGUCUCUGGUUUCUUGUUUUGGACGAACCCAUUUUCGUUUCUCUUAAUUUUUUGAUUCUUCUGCCUAUUACACGACGACCCAGAUCGUGUUUCUGCAUCGUUCAUCGUUUUUCGUAUCUGGGUUUCUGAUUUGGGAUUGAAUCGUUCUGUUUUGUGGCUCAUUCUUUGUCGCUGGGGAAGGUUUUUGAGGGGAAACAGAGGAGGGUUUUUGUUGUUGUGUUCUUAUGACGACGGAAACGAGAGCGGUGGAUCGAGGGAGUAUUAGAAUUGGGCAUGUGAAUAAGGUUCAGUAUGUGAAAAGGGAUAUUAAGAAGAGGAAAUGUAGAAGGAUGAAGCGGUCUGUUCCAGUGGUUCCUAUGGCGCUUCAGGAACUCUUUGUUUCUUGCAGGGAUGUGUUCAAAGGCCCUGGAACCGUUCCAUUGCCUUGUGAUGUAGAUAAGCUCUGUCGCAUUCUUGAUAAUAUGAAGGCAGAAGACGUUGGACUUAGUAGUAAUUUGCAGUUUUUUAAUCCCAAUGUUCAAGUCAAAGGAUCAUCCUCUAGAGUAACUUGCACUACCAUAUACAAGUGUGACAAUUUCUCGUUAUGCAUCUUCUUCCUCCCAGCAACUGGUGUAAUCCCUUUACACAACCAUCCAGGAAUGACUGUUUUCAGCAAACUUCUGUUGGGGAAAAUGCACAUCAAAUCAUAUGAUUGGGUCGAUCCAACGAACACCGACGAUCCUGCCCAACCUCGUCAAAAAAGAUUAGCAAAGCUGAAGGCCGACACUGUCUUCACCUCGCCCUGCAGUACCUCUGUUUUGUACCCAACAACAGGAGGCAACAUCCACUCAUUCACUGCUGUAACGCCAUGUGCGGUGCUCGAUGUAAUCGGACCUCCUUAUUCCAUGGAGGACGGUCGAGAUUGUUCAUAUUAUAAGGAGCAUCCCUAUGCCUCGUUUCCAAAUGGUGAGGUGGCACUGACAGAAGAAGAGGGUGAGGGAUAUGGAUGGUUAGAAGAGAUUGAGGUACCAGAAAACUCUCACAUGGAUGGAAUAGAAUACUUAGGACCUCAGAUUAUUGACACUUAAUUAAGCCUCCUUUUUGACUGUAGUGUGUCUUCUCCAAAAGCUAAACUUGUAUAUAAAAAUGGUUACAAAGUUGUGAUAUGUUUUUUUUUUUUUUUGUGUUCAUUUGAGAUGUUCAUU
Cucurbita maxima (winter squash) is the source of this 1960-nucleotide messenger RNA. Its product is annotated as plant cysteine oxidase 2-like. The record is from RefSeq and is a predicted model, not a curated record. Gene Ontology annotation, molecular function: oxidoreductase activity, acting on single donors with incorporation of molecular oxygen, incorporation of two atoms of oxygen. Lineage: Eukaryota; Viridiplantae; Streptophyta; Magnoliopsida; Cucurbitales; Cucurbitaceae. Bases 1001 to 1843 code for a protein of 280 amino acids. The transcript is spliced from 5 exons.